GCUGGAUGUGUUUUGUUAUUGUUAAUAUAUAGUGUAGUGGUCCUUCAGUUCUUCGCCAGUGCAAAUUUUCUCUGCUUAUAACUCUGUAAUAAUGUUCAGAAGGAGGAAGGAGAAACGGUCCUUGAAAUAGAACAGUUCUAACAAGUGCUUAUGAAUAAAUAGAUAGAAUAUGGCCAAGUUUUUGGUGUAAGAUUAAAUGGAAAACAAUCACAAUGAGGGUAAUUCAUUCUGGUAUCCUAGCAGUUAUUUUAAGCAUAUUCUUAAUUCAAGCCGCCGAUCCUCCGUACGAAAAAAGCACAGGAUCGUUCUUAUCACACCAAUUUGACCAACUCAUUUCGGCCACCAAAUUACCACUUUUUAAUAUCAACUCUCCAUUAAACGAUGACGUUUCAAAAAGGACCCGUCUUCAGCAUUUGCCUGAAACUAGUUCUUUAAACGAAAAUACCGAAGCUCCCAGAAUAAAUUCUACCACUACCCCUAUAUCUUUGAUAAUGAAAGACAAUAACGCCGAAGAUGUGGAGAAUCAGAAAGAAUUUCUGGAGCCACUUCUCAGACUUUACGAAAACGAUCUUCACAACAAUUUAGACAGUUUAAAUAUAACCGAAAGAAUAUCUAAAGAGGACGAAAAAGUCGAAGAACUGAAAUAUUUAACUAAAGAGGAACUUGACUUUUUAAUGAAUCCUUACAACACGAACGAUCCUUUGUACAACAGGAACAAACCAUAUAACGAAGAAGUGACUAAUAACGUGGCAAGAAGAGUCGAUGAUGGUACUUUACCGUCAUCAAUUUCUCCAGACAAAGAACAUAUAGGAGAAAUUCUACCUAGUAAUUUCAACAACUUCCCAUCCCCUUCUCAAAGAUCAUUAAAAAAUGUCUUAUCUUUUCACCCAGUAAGACGUACAAUCCCAAUAAUCGUAAGGAGACGAAUGUACAUCACGAAACCCUACCAUUCGAACAGGAUACUCAAGAAAUCAUUCGACUCUCAACAUUACUACAGGCCGUUCAGUUUUCCAUACGAAGAUCCGUCCAAGUUUCGAAGGCCUAUGAAAUUUCUGGAAGAUGUGGCCAACGUAAGGUCUGAAUACGACUAUUCAUUUAUCCCAACUGCAGGAUUUACCGAUGACGCUCCUCAUAAAACAUCAAACAGUAAACCCGACAUCGUUCCCGAUGGAACACGAACUGGAUAUGCAAGGCCUUCCGCUGUAUCGGUAAUACAGAACAGGUACAGGAAUGUGAGAACACAAAAAGGACUAAUCGUAAGAGAUCCUGCUACUGAUAGCAGCAAUUGGCAAGGCAACAGUUGGAAAGUAAGUCGACGACCUAGAGUUAUAUUUCCAUCGGAUUUGGUAGCUUUUAAGGAAACCAAUCAAGAGGAACCGGACUGGUUAGGUGCAGACGCUAACCUACAAGACAUCCAACAAAACGAUAUCAAAGACAGAGGUUCUGAAGAUGAUUGUACAGAGGACGCAACGUGUGAAUUUUUUUUAACGUGCUGGAUGAGUGGCGGCCUGCUAGAUGGUACCUGCGGUUUACUUAGGGGAUGCUGUCAAAGGGACAAUUCCAAAUCGGGGCGAAGUACCAGCCAAAUGGUCGGUACCAUCGAAGCUCCACGGGAAACUGCAAAGGCGCAAGCGGCACUUUUUGAUCUUGAUACGCAGUGUGGAAUACCUAGUCGUCAGCAGGCACAAAGAAGGAUAGUUGGAGGAGACGAACCAGGAUUUGGUUCCUUCCCUUGGCAAGCCUACAUAAGAAUAGGCUCUUCAAGAUGUGGCGGGUCAUUGGUUAGUAGAAGACACGUAGUCACUGCUGGUCAUUGCGUUGCGCGAGCAAUUCCCAAACAAGUUCACGUGACCCUUGGAGAUUACGUGAUAAAUUCUGCGGCAGAACCGUUGCCAGCAUAUACUUUUGGAGUCAGUUCGAUACAGGUGCAUCCUUUCUUUAAAUUUACACCUCAAGCAGAUCGUUUCGACGUGGCUGUUUUACGACUGGACAGAACGGCCAAUCAUCUUCCCCACAUAGCCCCGAUAUGUCUCCCCACAAAAGGGGAGAACUUUUUGGGAGAAGUGGGAGUGGCGGCCGGGUGGGGAGCUCUUUCGCCAGGGUCGAGGCUACGUCCGCAGACCUUACAAGCCGUUCCCGUUCCCGUCAUCGACAAUAGACAGUGCGAACGGUGGCAUAGAUCGAAAGGGAUCGGGGUGACAAUUUACGAUGAGAUGAUGUGCGCAGGUUAUAAAAAUGGGGGUAGAGACAGUUGUCAGGGUGACUCGGGGGGGCCGCUCAUGUUACAAAAACAGGGAAGGUGGUUCUUGAUAGGUAUUGUGUCGGCAGGAUACUCCUGUGCCCAACCCGGACAACCUGGAAUCUAUCACAGGGUUGCACACACCGUCGACUGGAUCGCAAGGGCGAUUGCGGCGUGAUUUUUGAUCACUCUUUAUCCAAAGAUUAUUACGUAACUUAAAAAUUAAAUAGUAUCUAAGACCCCCAUACGCGAAUUGAAAAAAAAAAGACACAACAGGUUCAGUAAAAGUGAACUAUUACAUAGAUACAAAUUGAUCAUCUUCUUCUAAUAAAACUUAUAGAAGAAGAAGAUUAAUUGCUAACAUCCUCGUUCUAUUAUUUUUUUGUAUUCUCAAGGGCUAACAGUACCUACCCUUGAUUUAAAGUCAUGGAUUAUAGUUGAAU
Messenger RNA from Agrilus planipennis (emerald ash borer), 2682 nucleotides. RefSeq lists its product as uncharacterized. The transcript is spliced from 5 exons. Gene Ontology annotation, molecular function: serine-type endopeptidase activity. Gene Ontology annotation, biological process: proteolysis. The record is from RefSeq and is a predicted model, not a curated record. Bases 213 to 2417 code for a protein of 734 amino acids. Lineage: Eukaryota; Metazoa; Arthropoda; Insecta; Coleoptera; Buprestidae.